AAUGCAGGAGAACUAUGAGACGGUGGUCUUGCUGGGGUUUCCAGUUUCCAAACCUGAUGUAAUCUCACAGCUGGAACAAGGGGAAGAGCCGUGGGUCCCAGAUCUCCAGGGCUCUGAGAAAGAAGUGCUGCCAAGAGCUGCCUGCACUGGAAGUGACCUAUGUCUGGAUCCUCUCUCUCUCCCAUCGGGUGAUGGGAGGGUGAGUGAGAACGAGGAGAAACCCCAGCAGGAAGGUGCUGAGCAAAUAGAAGCACAUGGGAUGUUAUCAGGAAGAUCCAAAGGGAACGAUUCCAGGAGUUGUGCACUGCCAGCAAAAGCAAAAACCUCUGAGAGUCAGCACAGGCCAGAGGAAAACUUCAGUAGCCACUCAGACCUUAUUAAAUGUGAAAGAAUUAACUUGGAAGAGACACGCUACACAUGCCAUGAGUGUGGGAAAAGCUUCAGUGUGAGCUCUGACCUUCUCACACAUCAGCGAAUCCACAGAGGAGAGACGCCCUACACAUGCUCUGAGUGUGGGAAAAGCUUCAGUUAUAGCUCGCACCUUAUUAUACAUCAGAGAAUCCACACUGGAGAGACACCCUACACGUGCUCUGAGUGCGGGAAAAGCUUCAGUCAGAGCUCAAACCUUAUCACACAUUACAGAAUCCACACUGGCAUGUCACCCUACAGAUGUUCUGAGUGUGGGAAAAGCUUCAGUCAUAGAUCAGCCCUUAUUAGACACCAGGGAAUCCACACUGGAGAGACACCCUACACGUGCUCUGAGUGUGGGAAAACCUUCAGGCUUAGCUCAGCCCUUACCAUACAUUGGAAAAUCCACAGUGGAGAGACACCCUACACAUGCAAUAACUGCGGGAAAAGCUUCAGUCAUAGCUCAGCCCUUAUUAGACACCGGAGAAUCCACACGGGUGAGAUGCCCUACAUAUGCUCUGAGUGUAGGAAACCCUUCAGGCAUAGCUCAGCCCUUACCAUACAUUGGAGAAUCCACAGCGGAGAGAGACCCUACACAUGCAAUAACUGCGGGAAAAGCUUCAGGCAUAGCUCAGCCCUUAUUAGACACCAGAAAAUCCACAUGGGCGAGAACUGUAACAAAUGCCUUGACUAGGGCUGGCUAAAGAUUUUUUUUUUUAAAAAAUCACAUUUGCUAAUUCCCACAUAGUGAUCUCUGCACCAUUUUCACCGUGGUCUCUCAGCUCCCCCAGAUGAGUUGCCUGCUUCUGCCUUUUGCAGCUCACCCUUCUUUAGGGUCAGUCCUGUGAUCUUUUCUAUCAACUCCUUUCCUUUUGCGUCAUAGGAGCGUGUGUCCCUCCAGUCAGGAAUGUUCAUCAGCUCUAGGUGGGGGAGAGAGGUUUGAUCCUAACAAGCUACACUGAGGCAAAAACUACCUGUGCCUUACAUCCACUAGGACUGUACAUGGCGUUGGCUGCUCAAGUUAGUGAUCUUGGUGUAAAAAGACAAUCAUAGUUGUAGUGCAGAUGCAGCCCAGGUGCAGGGUUUGGCAUUAGCUUUCCCCUUGACCUGACCUAAACUCCAUGACUUUUCCUAGUCUAAACAAACCCUGAGCAUCACGGUUAUACUGUCCCCCCAUUUCAAAGCAAUUGUUAGUCAUCAAGUUUCCCCUUCAGGAACAAAUUAUCUCAUUCCCAGUUGCUCUGAUGUUGCUUCAGGUGGUGCUGGAGAGCAGAUAUUUCUACCACUGUUUUCCUCACUUAAAAUAUAUUAAACUAUAACAAAGAGCAGGAACAGGACAGGGAUAGGAAAAAAUGUCAUUUCACCCUCUGUAACAAAAGAAGAAGAUAGGGUACGUCAGAGGGAUUUCCUUAUUCCCCAUCACCAUCCCAAUCCCCCUGUUGUUCAAUUGGUUAGGUCAAUAUUUUUUCUAAAUGGCUGGGAAGAGGAUUCCCUAGUAAAUGACUUGCAACUAAGCAAAAUAUCCAUGCAUUUGCCUCCCAAAGCAGUUGUGGCCCAGGCCCUGCAGGAGGUCGCCCCUGAAGAUAUCUCCUUCCUAAUCAGGUGCAUGUUGCCUAUUAUUUGGGAAAUGCAAUCUAUAGCUAGGUAGGGAUGGGAAAAAUGGAAGUGACAUUUCUGUUCAGCUCACCCCUGGGAGGAGAUACUGUAAAUGUGUAGAAAAUGAAAUCCAUGUUGAAUGUGAUACAGCUGCAGAAAGAAACCUAUUUUUAAUAGAUACCUGACAUUUGGUGUCUUACAGGGUUUCUAAACCACACCUGAAUUUAGUCCCUAAUUUAAAUCUGUGCCACCAGAUUAAAGAAAUAAAAGGGCAUAUUUGGGGAGUUAUACCUCACUAUUGCUACUGAUAUGUUGGGUGGUUGGUGAAGAAUUCUACACCAGAGAAGUGUAAAAUUACUCCAAGUAAGGUCAAAGAUUUGACAAGAAGUCAGGUAGAAAUUGCAGGUACGAGUGGUUGAUUUUUCACCCCAGAGAUGGAAGCUAUGGUGACUGUGGCCCAGGUAAACUAUUUUUAGAAUAAAGAACAGGAAUACUUGUGGCAUCUUAG
Messenger RNA from Trachemys scripta elegans, 2512 nucleotides. Its product is annotated as zinc finger protein 239-like. The transcript is spliced from 3 exons. The record is from RefSeq and is a predicted model, not a curated record. Gene Ontology annotation, biological process: regulation of transcription by RNA polymerase II. Lineage: Eukaryota; Metazoa; Chordata; Testudines; Emydidae. The coding region runs from base 2 to 1102 and encodes 366 amino acids. Gene Ontology annotation, molecular function: DNA-binding transcription factor activity, RNA polymerase II-specific; RNA polymerase II cis-regulatory region sequence-specific DNA binding.